CAUACCUUUGCUUCACCUGUUGCUCCAGAGAAGCCAUAAACCCUCCCUUCUUUCAUGACGCCAUAGGGUUUUGGUACCUUACAUUGUUUAUCAAAACCCCACGCUGUUCUCUUUGUUUAGAGCGUACUGAAGCGAAGCGGAACCAAAUUAGGUUUUUUUUUUCCCUUCAGAUUUUUGAGUUUUGCACUACGAUUUCUUAGUUUCUCAAUUCACUUUUUCUUCUGAUGUGAGUUGCUCAAAAGUUGAUGAUUUGGAUACAAAUGCAGGCCCGCAUUUGACACCAAGUGCUAGAAAUUAUCCAGUCCUGUGCUUCUACAAGGAAAUACAAAGUAGCACAUAUGAAGUUGUCAAGGGAAGAUAUGUACCUGCAGCCGCUGUAAAACCCGAAAGCAAGCUGAAGGAUUCAUAUCACUUUUCCUUGCUUUGGACGUGGUUUUGUUUAUGAUUUCUUGUCUUAAAAAUUUUAAGUAGUGUCCAGGUUGUUGGGUUGCAGAAAUGAGAGUUGAAAUUGAAACAACUGGUGGACUUUUUCUGGCAGAAAGUUUGUAUCUACACACGUCCAUAGUCCAUAUUGAUGAACCGAUGUAAUCUAAUGAAGAGACAUAUUUUGGGAAGUCGAUCCAAGGCUUUGCUGUUUCUGUACAACUACAACAAUACUGCCGCUGCUGUUGGCAUUCAAAAACUCUUCUCGUUAUCGGCACGGUUUGGGACAUUGUCUGCAACUCGGGCUUCAUGCGCCAAACUAAUUGGGGAUGAAGACUCUGAAACUUCAGAAGACGAAGACUGGUUUCCUUCUCGUAUCAUCCAAGACAAGGACCUUCUCCGCAGCAGCCCCCAUAUUUCAGGAACAGGGCUUCAUGUUCUUGACUUGGUGAAUUGUGGUUCUUUGGAAGCAGACCGGACUCUGUACAAUAAGCUGCUACACCGGUGCACCCAGACGGCCCAACUUAAACAAGCCAGAAUUGUGCAUUCACACAUCCUUACUUCUCAAUUUAAAGAUGACCUUCCCAUCCGCAACACCAUCCUUCACAUGUAUGUCAAAUGUGGCAGUUUGGACGAUGCUCGCAACCUGUUCAAUCAAAUGCCUCACAAGGAUUUGGUCACUUGGACUGCCUUGAUUUCUGGCUAUUCUCAACAUGAUCGACCUCAGGAUGCCCUUGUUUUGUUUCCUGAGAUGCUCCGCCAUGGGCUGGAACCCAACCAGUUCACCUUGUCUAGCUUGUUGAAAGCUUCUGGCGCUGUCUCUGAUGACAAUCAUGGCAGGCAGCUUCACACUUAUUGCUUUAAGUACGGUCUUGAUUCCAAUGUCUAUGUGGGCACUGCUCUUGUGGACAUGUAUGCUAGGUGUGGUCAUAUGGAUGAAUCCCAAUUGGUCUUUGACGCCUUGGACACCAAGAAUGAGGUGUCCUGGAAUGCUUUGAUUGCUGGGCAUGCUAGGAAGGCUCAAGGAGAGCAUGCACUCAGGUUGUUCUGGAAGAUGCUGAGGGAGGGCUUCAAACCUACGCAUUUCACUUAUUCUAGCGUCUUGACUGCUUGUGCUAGUGCAGGGUCUCUAGAGCAAGGGAAGUGGGUUCACGCCCACAUGAUCAAAUCAGUUGUUACCCUCGUCGCUUUUGUGGGGAAUACUCUUCUCGAUAUGUAUGCCAAAUCAGGCAGCAUUGAGGAUGCAAAAAAGGUUUUUGAUAGGAUGGUUAGACGAGACGUCGUUUCUUGGAAUUCGAUGCUUACUGGAUAUGCCCAGCAUGGGUUUGGAAAGGAAACUGUGCAACGGUUUGAAGAAAUGCUGAGAAUUGGAAUCCAACCUAAUGAUAUAACCUUUCUUUGUGUUCUUACUGCCUGUAGCCAUGCCGGUCUCUUGGAUGAAGGACAAUAUUAUUUUGACUUGAUGAAACAGUACAACAUAGAACCACAGGUUUCACACUAUGUGACGAUUGUUGAUCUUCUUGGUCGUGGAAAUCUGCUUGAUCGAGCUGAGAAGUUCAUAAGAGAAAUGCCGAUUGAACCCACUGCAGCUGUUUGGGGAGCCUUAUUAGGUGCUUGCAGGAUGCACAAGAACAUAGAGUUGGGUGCUUAUGCUGCGGAACGUAGUUUUGAGCUGGAUCCCCAUGAUUCAGGGCCCCAUGUCAUACUUUCUAAUAUCUAUGCCUCUGCUGGCAGAUGGAUUGACGCAGCAAAGGUGAGGAAGAUGAUGAAAGAGGGUGGGGUGAAAAAGGAACCUGCUUGUAGCUGGGUGGACAUCGAGAAUGCGGUCCACAUGUUUGUAGCGAACGAUGAUGCUCAUCCGCAAAGGGUAGAGAUCCUUAGGAUGUGGGAGAUGAUUAGCAUGAAGAUAAAGGAGGUUGGAUACGUCCCAGACACUAGCCACGUACUUUUCUAUGUAGACCAGCAGGAGAGGGAAGUCAAGUUGCAGUACCAUAGUGAGAAGCUUGCUCUAGCAUUUGCGGUUCUUAACACUCCUCCUGGCUCCACCAUACGGAUUAAGAAGAACAUCAGGGUUUGUGGUGAUUGUCAUUCAGCAAUCAAGUUCGUUUCGAAGGUAGAAGGGAGAGAAAUCAUUGUGAGGGACACCAAUCGGUUCCAUCAUUUCCGUGAUGGCUCUUGUUCUUGUGGGGACUAUUGGUAGUGCUAAUUUUAUGGUCCUAGUUGCAUUGCGUACAAAAUUAACCCAUUACCUGGCUGUUCAUGUUCGAGUCCCCUGUGUUUUACAUGCUUGUGAUCUAUGAUGAAACAAGCUUCCUCUUUAAAGUGAGAAGAGGAAUUUGAGACUUCUACACACACAAAUUGUAAAAUGGUUAUUGCCAAUUGUGCCUUCCGGAAGCAACUUCAAGUUCAAGGUAGCGAAAUGUUAUUUGCGCAGUUGUUACCUCAUGGGCUAUGCUAGGAAAAAUGUGUGCCGAAAUGCUGUGAAUUAUGAACACCAAAAAUAGACGACACAGAGACAAAAAGGUUAGAUGCAAGUUUUUUUUUUUUUUUUUUUCUGGUGUAUUGAAGAUCAUGAAUACUACCUGACGACAUGUAAGGUUUCUGCAUACGGUGAGCUCUGAAGGGCAACAACCGACGAAGGGCCCUGUUAAAGAUUGAAUUUAUAUCCUAUUUUACAACUAAGAUAUGCAGAAUUUCUAUGUUUCUUCUCUUGAAUACAAUUGAGGAUGAACAUUUUAUUUCUUGAAUUCAACUGUGGAUACCUUCACUCCUUUUCUAAUCCUACAGAGAGUCAGUUCAAUUUCUUUGUUAGAUGGAGAUCAGGAUCUGCUCUGAGUUAAUACCUAGUUUUGUUAGACAAUAAAAUAGAAUGAACUUGAUUGCUUUUGCAUCUUUUUGGCUUUUUCUGAACGAAAUUGUACAACAUGGCAAAACUAGUGGAGACAAAAAGAGGAAGAAACAGCAAGGUAGAAAAAGAUUGGAUCUGCUGAUUGCCUGUGGUAUUUGGAAAGUUGGAAACUGAAAAAAUAGAGAGGCAAGAAAGAAAGGAACAGAGCACAAAAGGAGGAACUAACCCAACCCAAUUCUUGCAAAGGGGGAGAGAUGGGCAGGUAAAAAGGGUGAUGGAAGUGUGCAUGUGUUUACGUGUGCUUAGAGAUGGUUUAGCUGAAAAUUGCAUAGCGUGUGAGCAAAACUCUUUUGUAAUCACCAUUCUUCUUAAGCCAGCAGAUGUUACAUUCAUUUAACAACAACUCAGAUAUACAAACUGCCUCAACCUCAGCAUCACCCUCAGCCUAAGCCCAAUAUACAGGGAGGGUUUCGUUAAAAAUCAUGGAGUGUGACAGCGAACAGAGAGUAAGAGAAGGAGAUGAAGACAACAACAAUUCUUCUUCUUCUUAUUCUUCAUUAGAGAAGCAUGCAAAGAAGAAUUAAGUUGAUCCUAACUGCGGUAUGUUGGACUUAAAAAACAACCUUGAAUACAACAGCAACAGCAGCAGCACUAGUAGUACUAGUAGCAGUGAUACAAUAUCGGCUUCAGAAACCCACUUGGCAUUAGGAGUAUUUGAUUUUCCGUGGCUGAAAGAUGGUGUAAUCUCCAAACCGGAGGACUUGAAUUUUGAAGGGACAUUUUAAAGGGAGAAGGAUUGUCUGCCCUCCCGUGCCCUCCUGUUUGUGUGGUCACGGUUAAACCACGUCAACAUUUUAUAUUACUAUUUAUUUUUGUUUUAUUAUCAAUAUAAAAUGUUGACGUGGCUUAACCGUGACCACACAAAACAAGAGGGCACGGGAGGGCGCUGGAAAUGGGAGGGCAGACAAUCCUUGUCCAUUUUGAAGACGUGUUCUCAUCACCAUUGGCAGUACUGGAUGUCGACACACUCCCCUUUACCACCAGUAAGGUGGUACUACUACUACUCCUGGACAUGUUAUUGAUGAUCAAUUUUCUUUCUCCGGGCGGUGUUUCUAUCAUCAUCACCAGACUGAUCAUCCUGAUGCACUACUCCUAGACUUUAUAAAGGACAAGCUUGAGGAAGAUUUGGAGCGACUGUGAUAUCUUAAUCAAGGUGGUGGCCUGGAGACUGAAGCCGGUGUGGUGGCCUCUAGUAAAAAAAUUAUGAACUGUCUAUGUAUUUACUAUAAUUAAGGGACUAAACAACCUUGUUUUCAAUAGAUUUUUUAUAGAAAUGAUCUUUACUAAAUGAUUUAUAAUGUAAACAGUUCCGAUAAAAAGUACGGAGUUCCAUAAAUCAAUUAUAAAGUAUCUUGAGGAAAACUCCUCAAUUUUAAA
Molecule: messenger RNA, 4708 nt
Organism: Malus domestica (apple)
Lineage: Eukaryota; Viridiplantae; Streptophyta; Magnoliopsida; Rosales; Rosaceae
Product: pentatricopeptide repeat-containing protein At3g24000, mitochondrial
Molecular function (GO): zinc ion binding; protein binding
Source: RefSeq, a predicted model, not a curated record